AUAGGGUUGAAAUUUAUAAGAGUAUAAAUGGUGCAAGCAUAUUCGGUCGAAACAUAUUCAAUCAUUUUCUUUCAUUCAUCAGUUGGAAUCGAGUGAGUGAGACUAUUCAUCAUCUCGAUUUCUUGUUGUAAUAACCAAGUCAAUAUUCUUUUCUUCUUCUUCUUCUUCUUUCAGUCAAUUUUGUUUCAGCGAGGGUUUAAACUUUAAACUAUCAUCUUUUUGCAACCGAUUUCAAUGUCUCAGUCUAAGAAAUUGACGCCGAAUCUGGAUCAGCACAGUACAAAGUUACUCAAUCUUACUGUGCUCCAACGCAUGGAUCCAUUCAUCGAUGAGAUUCUCUUCACCGCUGCGCAUGUUUCGUUCUACGACUUCAACAUCGAAACGAAUCAGUGGAGUCGUAAAGAUGUUGAAGGAUCUCUCUUUGUUGUUAAGAGGAAUGCUCAACCGCGGUUUCAAUUUAUUGUAAUGAAUCGAAAGAAUACAGAUAAUCUAGUGGAAAAUCUAUUGGAUUUUGAGUAUGAACUUAAAAAGCCGUACUUGUUAUAUCGGAAUGCAUCCCAAGAAGUUAAUGGUAUAUGGUUUUACAAUCCAGAAGAAUGUGAAGAAGUUGCAAAUCUCUUUAAUAGGAUUCUUAAUGCAUACCCAAAGACACUUCCAAAUACAACAAUGCCUUCUGACAAAAGUGAGUUUGAGGAACUUGGCCAAGUGUCAACAAUAAGGGAAAGCCCUAUAGAGUCAUCUUCAGCUGCUGCUGCUGCAACUGAAGCUCCUGAAGAUUCUAUUUUCACAAAUUUCUUCAACACAUGUAAGGUUACUGGACCUUAUGCUUCAAAUGUGGAAAGUUUUCACCAGCCCUACCAGUCUGCAAGUGUCACUUCUACUGUUCCUGGUGGUUUUAUGUCUCCUAUGCCUUCUAUUCAAAUGCCAUCUGCCUCUAUUGAAACAACCAACAGUGCCUAUCCGGUUUCCAAUCUUGUUAAGCCUUCUACUUUUCUUACGCCCAACUCUUUAUUACCAUUAAUUCCACCUAUUUCUUCACCUGUGCAACCUAGUAUGGCUGUUCGUCAUUCACAAAAUCUGCCACGCCAAUAUGGCACUCCACUGCUUCAACCCUUCCCACCUCCUAAUCCUCCUUCUUCUCUUACCCCUAUUUCUAGCUCCAUGCCAAAUAGACCGGUUAUCAGCAGGGAUAAAGUCCGUGAUGCACUUGUAUCAUUGGUUCAGGAUGAUAAGUUCAUUGACAUGAUGUUCCAAACAUUGUUUAAGAUGCAUAAUUCAUGAGUUAUUGAACUUCGAAGGUUGGGUGAAAACAGAAUAUAAACUUAGUUCUGUAUAUGGUAGUUACUCUCCAACACAUCUGAUUGGACGAUGGCAUCCUUUGUGCAACUUCAGUUAAGAUUCUUGUCUGUCUUUUACUCUGGCCAUAAUUUUGCAUAUCUGUUUUGGCCAAUUCUGCAAUACCAUGUGCAUUAAUACAGACUAUCCUCACCAUUGAAUUUAUGUAAUGUAUAUGUGGACAGUAAUAAUGAAAGAAAACAAGGAUUAAAUUCUUGAAUAAUUUUAAUUUUAUAAGUCGAUUACUGUCCACGUGUACACACAAAAAUCUAAUGGUACAGAUAUUUCCGUGUAUUCUUACACUUUUAAAUUCCAGUAUAUCGUAAAAAUAGCCAUCUGUAAUAAGAGCCUUGCUGUCAGUUUUCUUCUUAACUUUGCGGUACUUGCGCUAUUAGCACAAACGUGGAGGUUACAUUGGUUGUCUUUAAUCAGAUCUUACUGACUACUGAGUAAUCAAGUUAUUGGGAUCCAUGUAAAGGAUUUUGUGCAAGUUCAUUAGGGUUUUCGUGCAACCAAGCUACAACUUGUAAUGCAACUCAUUCCGUGCCAUGGCUCACCAACCAAGCACAACUUGUAAUGUAACACAAGAUUGUCAGUUCUUUGGAAUUGCUUCACACAUCCUUUUUGCUGUAUUUUCCAUUGGUUUGUGACAAUGUGAGACAGGUUUCGGCUUUACCUAGAUCAAACCUAAGUCAUUCCAUCGAUUUUAAUCAGCUUGUCAGCACCGUUAAACUUGACUACCAGAUUUGUAACUUUAUAUGAUCAGAACUUCUCUAUUUCCGAGGGUGAUGAAACAUUGGUUUUCUGAACCAACCUCUUAGACUGGCAUUUGCAUA
Molecule: messenger RNA, 2171 nt
Organism: Trifolium pratense (red clover)
Lineage: Eukaryota; Viridiplantae; Streptophyta; Magnoliopsida; Fabales; Fabaceae
Product: mRNA-decapping enzyme-like protein
Exons: 7
Coding region: 235-1281 (348 amino acids)
Biological process (GO): deadenylation-independent decapping of nuclear-transcribed mRNA; positive regulation of catalytic activity; deadenylation-dependent decapping of nuclear-transcribed mRNA
Cellular component (GO): P-body
Molecular function (GO): enzyme activator activity; mRNA binding
Source: RefSeq, a predicted model, not a curated record